UUGUCAGUUAUACAAGAAUGAAGAAUACUUAUAUAAUCUAGUCGACCCUAAUGAUGAAAAAAAUUUAUUAGAAUUAUCGAGUUCUCAAGCAAAGAUCCAAAUCAUUAACAAUAAUAUUGACUCUGGAGGACCUGAUAAAAGCCAGUUCGACUUUACUAGUCGUCAUUUAUACAAGAGUGAAGAAUAUUUAUUUAAUCUACUCGACCCUAAUGAAAUAACGCCUGCUACGGAAAAAUUAA
Messenger RNA from Racocetra fulgida, 239 nucleotides. NCBI's taxonomy places the organism in Eukaryota, Fungi, Glomeromycota, Glomeromycetes, Diversisporales, Gigasporaceae. The record is from the annotation of a GenBank genome assembly.